Lacerta agilis (Sand lizard) is the source of this 4851-nucleotide messenger RNA. It is a transcript of the gene CAMSAP2, whose product is annotated as calmodulin regulated spectrin associated protein family member 2. Gene Ontology annotation, biological process: neuron projection development; cytoplasmic microtubule organization; negative regulation of microtubule depolymerization. The transcript has 18 exons. Gene Ontology annotation, cellular component: microtubule minus-end. The coding region runs from base 43 to 4488 and encodes 1481 amino acids. Gene Ontology annotation, molecular function: microtubule minus-end binding; calmodulin binding; spectrin binding. NCBI's taxonomy places the organism in Eukaryota, Metazoa, Chordata, Lepidosauria, Squamata, Lacertidae. The record is from RefSeq and is a predicted model, not a curated record.
UAAGGCUCUGUGGGCCCGGGGUGUGGGGGGGAGGGAAGGAAAAUGGGGGAUGCCGCAGACGUCAAGGAAAUGAGAAAGACGUUCAUUGUCCCUGCCAUCAAACCCUUUGACCAUUACGACUUCAACAGAGCGAAAAUCGCGUGUAAUCUAGCGUGGCUGGUGGCCAAAGCCUUCGGGACAGAAAAUGUACCAGAGGAUCUUCGAGAACCAUUUUAUACGGAUCAGUAUGACCAGGAACAUAUUAAACCUCCUGUUGUUAAAUCGCUGCUAUCUGCUGAAUUCUACUGUCGUGCUGGGAGUCUUAUUCUCAAGAGUGAUGCUGCCAAACCGCUCCUGGGCCAUGAUGCAGUUAUCCAAGCCUUGGCACAAAAAGGCCUCUAUGUCACUGACCAAGAGAAGCUAGUAACGGAGAGAGACUUGCACAAAAAACCCAUUCAGAUGAGUGCUCAUUUGGCAAUGAUUGACACCCUUAUGAUGGCGUAUACAGUCGAAAUGAUCAGUGUUGAAAAGGUGAUUGCAUGUGUGCAGCAGUAUUCUUCCUUCUUCCAAGCUACCGAUCUGCCCUAUGACAUAGAAGAUGCUGUCAUGUUCUGGAUAAAUAAAGUAAACGAACACCUAAAAGACAUAAUGGAGCAGGAGCAAAAACUCAAAGAACAUCAUAGUGUGGAAACUCCAGGAGGUCAAAAGUCUCCUUCCAAAUGGUUUUGGAAACUGGUUCCUGCUCGUUACAGGAAGGAACAAACCCUACUUAAGCAGCUGCCCUGUAUCCCAUUGGUGGAAAAUCUGCUGAAGGAUGGCACAGAUGGCUGUGCUUUAGCUGCCCUGAUCCAUUUUUAUUGCCCAGAUACAGUCAGAUUGGAGGAUAUAUGUUUUAAAGAAACCAUGUCACUGGCUGACAGCUUGUAUAAUCUGCAACUGAUACAGGAAUUUUGCCAGGAGUACUUGAACCGAUGUUGCCAUUUUACACUUGAGGAUAUGCUCUACGCUGCAUCUUCAGUGAAGAGCAAUUAUUUGGUGUUCAUGGCAGAGCUCUUCUGGUGGUUUGAAGUAGUGAAGCCAUCAUUUGUCCAGCCUCGAGUUGUAGUUCAUCCUCAAGCUGACGUUGCAAAAGAAGCAUCCUCUGUUCUUGCUGCCAAUGCCAAUAGAAGAAACUAUCCAGAAGUUUCACACGAUUCUGACCUGAUAGCCAGUGUGGAGUGCCCAGCUUUCCCACCAUCUCAUCAGAUUCCAGCUGCUAGCCAUGCACACCAACAGCCUUUUACACCUGCUCCAGGCGGCAUUAGACGAUCUACAUCUAUGUCUUAUAUGGAUGGAUACGUAGGGACAUGGCCCAAAGAAAAGAGAUCUUCAGCACAUGGUGUUUCAUUUGACAUUUCUUUUGAUAAAGAGGAUAGCAUCCGUGAGACUCCAAACAGAGGAAUGACUAGAUCUCUCAGCAAUGAAGGCAUUGCGCAAAAUACCAGCCGUAUGCCCAGACUUGUUAGAAAGAACCUGUCCUUCAAGCCUGUGAAUGGUGAAGAGGAAAGUGAAGAUAUUGAAGAAGAAAAGGAUAUGGAAUUUUGCAGUGAUCUAGAGGCCGACAGCAAUCAAAGGAAUGCGAACCAGAUUAGCCCAUACAGCCUGCCCAAUGGAGCGCUUCAAAACAGGUUGGUUACCGAUGAAUUUGGCAAUCGGAUUGAUACACCAAGCAUUGAGCAGGCUUUGCAGAUUAUCCACGAUAGUGAGAAAUCUCCCAGCGUUACUCAGCCAGAGCAAAUUACAAAUGGGUUUUUCCUUCACAACAAGGAGAUGAGCAUCCUGAAUUCAAAUAUUAAACCCAACCAGAGUAAUCCCGAUAUUACUGCAGAUACAAAAGGUGCUCUCAGUCCCAUGACUGACAAUACAGAAAUAGAUACUGGAAUACAUGUCCCUUCAGAUAUCCCAGAGACUAUGGAUGAGGAUUCAACCUUGAGGGACUAUACUGUAAGCCUGGACUCUGAUAUGGAAGAACCAUCUCGAUUCCUUCAAGAAUUUGAUAGCAGAGGCAUCAACCAUAAGGAACAAUUGAGCCCUUGUCCAAGCUCAGUAAGUGCCAAAUCACAAGCAGGCAGUAGUGCAUCCUCAAGUUCAGGUGUUAAAAUGACCAGCUUUGCAGAGCAGAAAUUUAAGAAGCUGAAUCAUACAGACAGCAGAAGUAGUGGCAGCAGUUCUCAGAAAACUACACCAGAAGGUUCUGAGCUGAACAUUCCUCACAUGGUUUCUUGGGCUCAAAUACCUGAGGAAUCUCCUCUCCCUCAGGCAAGAGAUACCACACAGUUACUGGCGUCUGAAAUGGUGCAACUGAAAAUGAAGCUGGAAGAGAAGAGACGAGCAAUUGAAGCCCAGAAGAAGAAGGUUGAGGCUGCUUUCACGAAGCAGAGACAAAAAAUGGGAAGGACGGCAUUCCUUAACAUUGUGAAAAAGAAAGGUGACGGAAUUUCACCACUUAGAGAAGAGGCAGCUGGAGCAGAGGAUGAGAAAGUGUUCACUGACAGCAGUAGGCCGAAAGAAAAAGAUGCCCAAAAGCCAUGUGAGCAACUAAACAAGGCCACAGAGGCAAUUAAAGCAAGCAAUGAAAAUCCUCAUGUGAAAUGGCUGAAGUCCCCAAACACACCGGUUGAUAUAGAAAAGCAAUGCAAUUUGGUGAGCCCCUCAGAAGAAAACUUAAAUGACAGUGACCUUCUGGAAUAUACAAAAUCUAUUGAGAAACUCAAUUCUUCUCUGCAUUUCCUGCAGCAAGAAAUGCAACGCCUCUCACUUCAGCAAGAGAUGCUAAUGCAGAUGAGGGAGCAACAGGCUUGGGUUAUUUCACCACCUCAGCCUUCUCCUCAGAAGCAGGUUCAGGAGCUGAAGCCUUCAUUAAGGUUUGCAGGAUCACCCGUUCCUGUUGCCCCAUUUUCAGUGGAAUCUCCCCGAUCUUCCCACCAGUCCCCACAGUCAUCCUCUAGGAAGAAUUCCACUCUCCCCAGUAAAAUGCAAAGGACUCCUAGGCCAAAUGAACUGAAAAUAGCACCUUUGAAUCGCACUUUGACUGCACCGCGAUCUGUGGACAGCCUUCCUCGCUUGAGAAGAUUUUCUCCAAGUCAGGCAUCAAUUCAGACUAGAUCCUUUGUUUGUUUUGGAGAUGAUGGUGAACGUAACCGCUUGAAGAUCAAAAAUACAACAGGAGAGGCUGACAAAGAAACAGCAGGUGAGAAAGAAGCAGAACAGGCAGAAAAGGAAAAGCCAGAGGAACAACCAGCCAGGCCUCUGGAAUCUACAGUGUCUGAAGUACUUUCACAGCCCAUUACGGAAACUGUCUGCCUUACCCCAAAUGAAGAGGUGCUGAACCUACCAGGAUUCCCAGAACCUGCAUCCAAAACUGUUAACCUCAUAGAAGUUUCCCUCACAGAUUUGAAGCCACCAGAAAAGUCAGAAGAGUCUGUUGAGAAAUCAGAGGGUGAUAGUGACAAGGAACAAUUGGAAGAUGACCAAAAAGUGUGCUGUGGAUUCUUUUUCAAGGAUGAUCAAAAGGCUGAAAACGAAAUGGCAGUGAAGCGGGCGGCAUUACUGGAGAAGCGAUUGAGAAGGGAAAGAGAAACUUUACUUCGGAAGCAGCAACUGGAAGCAGAGUUGGAAUAUAAGAAAGAAGAAACAAAGAGGAAGUCUGAGGAAGAACGUCAGAAGAAGGAAGAUGAAAGAGCACGUCGAGAGUUUAUUAAGCAAGAAUAUAUAAGGCGGAAGCAGCUGAAACUGAUGGAAGAUAUGGACAUUGUCAUAAAGCCUCGCCUCCACAUGUCCAAACAAAAGAAACCACGUCCAAAAUCCAUUCACAGAGAUCAUAUUGAGUCACCUAAAACUCCAAUCAAAGGUCCUCCAGUAUCUAGCCUUUCGUUGGCAUCAUUGAACACCGGAGACGACAGUGUGCAAUCGGGCAAGAGAACGCCAAGGUCUGAAUCUGUGGAAGGAUUCAUAUCUCCAAGUCGUUGCGGAAGUCGUAAUGGAGAAAAGGAUUGGGAAAAUGCAUCAACAACCUCUUCUGUGGCUUCUGCUACAGAAUAUACAGGACCAAAGCUGUACAAAGAACCCAGUGCAAAAUCUAACAAACAUAUAAUCCAAAAUGCCUUGGCUCAUUGUUGCUUGGCUGGAAAAGUAAACGAAGGUCAGAAGAAUAAAAUACUAGAGGAAAUGGAGAAAUCAGAUGCCAACAACUUCCUUAUCCUUUUCCGGGACUCAGGCUGCCAGUUCCGCUCUUUGUACACGUACUGCCCUGAGACAGAAGAAAUCAGUAAGUUGACUGGAAUAGGCCCCAAGUCCAUCAGUAAGAAGAUGAUUGAGGGGCUCUAUAAGUACAACUCUGACAGGAAGCAGUUCAGCCACAUACCUGCUAAAACGCUCUCUGCCAGUGUCGACGCUAUUACCAUCCACAGCCAUUUGUGGCAGAGCAAGAGACCAGUAACACCGAAAAAACUCUUACCUACAAAGGCAUAGUAACUCGGAGGGGGGUAGGGUACUUUGCCACACCUGUGGCAAACUUGCACUUCGUAUUUGCUGCCUAUUAGAAAAUAGGUUCUUAUUUGCCAACAAGAUUUCUUUGAACUCAGAUCUGAAGAAAAAAGCUCUGUCAUCAUGCACAACUGGAAUGUAAACACAGUAUUGAAGACUUGCAGAAAACUGACACUUAAGUGAUUAUGCAUUCGUGUGCUCAUGAAAGACUGAGUCAGAGUGGAGAUGGGUAUGUGCUCACAGUUUAUAGGGUUCAUUUCCUCUCGUUUUUAAAACACUGAAUUAUUGAAUGUUUGCAAAUCUGUAGUGACUGAAAUUAAAGUAUAUUAUUAAAUUCAUUGCCUUAUA